AAUUAAAAUUAACAAAUUAUUUCGUCGCAACUAGUCAGCUCAGAAAAAUUUGUGUAUUAAUGGAUUGAAUUGGUGUGAAAAGACAAAAGAAAAUCGAAAAAUUUAUUUGCUGCGAAAGCAAACAGCAUAAAAAUCGUGUUAUAAAACAAUCGAGGUGAAAUUUUCGCGUUAAACGUUCUUCUUCAUUUCGUAAUAAUCCAUAUUAGCAGAAAACAGAGGGUCGAAGGAAGAAAUACACAAAAGUGUUUUUAGGCGAUUGUGAUUGAAUCUGUGAUCUGUUUGAACAUAUAACCGCGGCAGCAGCAAACAUCAAUUGUAAUAUCACCAGGACUUGAAAUUUUUAGACGACAACACAAGUAUUAGUCAAACGUAUUCAAGAAGAACAUGGAUGCUGAAAAUGAUAACGAUCAACCCAAUUCGUCAUCAGCUUCGGCAUCGGUAUCACCUAGUAGUAGCAAUAACAGCAGUAGUAGCAAUCUUUUAGGCAAUCUGCCAAUGUUGCCAUUUAUGAGGUCAACGGACGAUGAUGAUGUGCAUGACAACGACGAAGAUGAUGGCAAUGUGAAUGAUGGUGAUGAUGAUGAUAAUAUGCACGAGGAGCCCAUGCCACUGCAGCAAUCUUCUGCGUCGUCUUCAACGGCAGCCGAGGCGAUUAGGGGUGGCCCCAAUAUGCCACCUAUGGCUCCAAAUAUUGAGGGAACUUCUGGUGCUGUGGCGUUGGGCGGGUCCUUGCAGCAGCAGCAGCGAACUUCACCUCCUGCACCAUCAACGCCAGCACAGCUGCAAGCACCACCGCUCCCAUCUAACAUAGAAAACGCAUUAUCAUCAUCCUCGACACCACCGCGUGAAAACUCACAGCCGCCAACGGAGCGCAUAAAUCGUAACGAUAUUGCUGACACCAUCGAUGCUUCGGCUGUUGUUGUGCAACCGUUAGAGGCUAAUGCAGCAUCUCGAUCAUCGCCGAGGCCAGCAGCAGCAAAUGAACCAGAGCAUCGAGCAGGAGAAGCGUUUGAAAACGAUAUACAAUUGGAUGACAACGAUAACAAUGACUUUGAUGUGGAUCUAAAUGCUCAACCGCCAGAAGCGUUAGCAAAUGUGGCUGCAUCAACAUCAGCAUCGACGUCCUCCACACAACAUCGCCAGCAGAGGCAUCAAACGCCACAGCAGCAAGAGCAGCAGGAAUCAUUAGAUACAUCACCUUCAGGAUCGGCAGGUACUUCAGGAUCCCAGCCACAACAACAACAACAACAAUUACAGCCACCAACAACACUGCCUUUGUUGCUAUACCAACAAUCACAACAGCAACAGCUAUUAGUAGCUGAAGAAUCUAAACAUUUGCCGCCGUCCUACGAUCAUCGUUAUCACAAUCCACGCUAUCAUCACCAUCACCACCAUCAUCAUCAGCAGCAGCAACAACAUUCUUCAAAUCCCUAUCAUUCCCCCGGUGGUUAUCCCUACGAGUUUGGACAGAAAAAUUCUAACGGCUCCACUGCCGCUGCUACAAACAACAAUAAUAACAACAACAGCAGCAACACCAGCUCCACAAUGUUUCCCAGCACCAGUGGCUCUGCGGAACGCAAUAAUGGCUCAUCAUCGGCUGGCGCCGAUACCAGUGCAGCCAAUGGAAGCAGUGAUCCUGCAGUUGAUCGCUUGAAAUUACUCUAUCCCAAUGUAAAUGAGAAUGAGACACCAUUGCCACGCUGUUGGAGCCCACAUGAUAAAUGUCUAUCCAUUGGUUUGUCACAAAAUAAUUUGCGGGUACAUUUUAAAGGUAAACAAAACAAUGAUGCUGCUUCGGUACGUACAGCCCAUCCAAUACCCCCUGCUUGUGGCAUCUACUAUUUUGAGGUGAAAAUCAUUUCAAAGGGCAAAAAUGGUUACAUGGGCAUUGGUCUGACUGCUCAACAGUUUCGCAUGAAUCGUCUGCCAGGUUGGGAUAAACAAUCAUACGGUUAUCAUGGCGAUGAUGGCAAUUCAUUUUCUUCAUCGGGUCAUGGCCAAUCCUAUGGGCCCACAUUUACCACAGGCGAUAUUAUCGGUUGCUGUGUGAACUUUGUCAAUAAUACAUGCUUCUACACAAAGAAUGGCAUUCAUUUGGGUAUUGCAUUCAGAGAUUUACCGACAAAGUUGUAUCCCACAGUUGGUCUGCAGACUCCCGGUGAAGAAGUUGAUGCCAAUUUCGGCCAAGAACCAUUCAAAUUUGACAAAAUUGAAGAAAUGAUGAGAGACAUGAGAGAGGAGAUGAAGAAAACAAUCUACGAUUUCCCCCUACAUGGUGAUCAGGGAGAUCCCACUACGCUGUUACAAAAAAUGGUUAAUUCAUAUUUGGUGCAUAAUGGUUAUAGUCAAACAGCUGAAGCGUUUGCCCGUACAACUGGCCAAAGUUUAAGGGAAGAUCUCUCAUCAAUGCGCAAUAGACAGAAAAUUCUAAAACUUGUUAUGUCCGGUCGUAUGAGCCAAGCCAUAGAACAGACACUGCGUUCGUAUCCUGGGCUUUUGGAGAACAAUAAAAAUCUGUGGUUUAUGCUUAAAUGCCGACAAUUCAUAGAAAUGAUUAAUGGCUCCGAUAUUGAGUACUGCCCCUCAUCAUCUAAUAAUAAAACAAUAACAACAAAUGCUACAACACCAACAACAACAAAUAAACAAACAACAUGCUCUGCUCCAAAUCAAACAUCGGUUAUACAAUCGACCAAAUCGUAUCAGAAUGGUAAUACAAAUGAUAUUACCCCCUCCCCCUCCUCCUCCGUAGCUGCUACAACAUCUGCCGCCGCCAUCUCCGUCGCCGUCUCCACCAGCAACAGUAGUAAUAGCACCAAUAACACCAGCAGCAACAACAGCAGUAGUAGUAAUGGCAACAACACCACCAACAACAGCAAUCCUAUAAAUGUGACAACAGCAGCAACAACAGCAACUACCGGCAGCAGCAGCAGCAGCAACAAUGCAACAACAACAAAUACAAAUAAUGCACAGAACUCAAGCCACAUAACUGUGAUACAUACAGAUAAUGAUACAAAAACUGAAUCUAAUUUAGUUGAACAUUGUUCGGCUUCCGGCGAUGCUCCUAACACAAUAAGUAAAAAUAACGAUAACGAUUAUUUAAAUGAUGUUGAAAUGGAAAAUAAUGGUCACACUACAAAUGGAUCCGUUUGUAAAAAUGGCAAUUCGAAUAACUUCAAUGAAUCAAUAGAUGCUGAUGAAGAAAUGGAUGUCGAUGUAUCCCCUUCGGUUCGCAAAUAUAGCCAUGGCAUUGAGCGCAUAUUGGAAUUUGGUAAAGAUUUAUCACAAAUGGGCCAACAGCUUGAAAAAGAAAGCAAAAUGACUGAUGAUGAGAGACAAAUGUUAGAAGAUGCAUUUAGUUUAAUAGCUUAUUCAAAUCCUUGGGCAAGUCCUUUAGGUUGGCAAUUGUGUCCAACAAAACGUGAGACUGUCUGUAGAGCUUUAAAUUCAGCCAUAUUAGAGUCAAUGAGUUAUGCCAAAUGGCCACCAUUGGAAUAUUGUGUUGCCCAUGCCAAUGAAUUACUUAAGGUUAUGGCGCAGGCCUCGUUAGGCGCCUGUGCUUUUGUGAAUAUCGCAGAUGCGUUUCCAAAAAAUUGACCCGCUCAGUUUUAGCUAAAACAAAUAUUUGAACACAGUUCUUUUGGUCUUCGAGGAAGUCAGAGGCGAGUUGCCAUUUUAAAUAGAAAUACGAAUCCACAAUUUCCUUUUGGUAGUAGCAUGUGUAGCAGUAGCAGCAGCAGCAGCAGCAGUGGUAGUAGGGGCCCUUUGGAAAAAACCUUGAUGGCUGUUUGUAAUUCCUCCUUAGCCAGCAAUAGUGAAGAUGACAGGCCUCUGCUGCAUCACCAUCACCAUCAUCAUCGUCGUCGUCAUCACCAUCAUAAUUUAAGUAAUGCCGCCACCUCUUCAUCUUCGUUGUGUAAUUCUCCCUCCCCUCCUUCGCCAGCACCACAGGCCUUCUAAACGAAAGAACGAAUCGAUUAAUUGUCGAUCCUGCCGCGCAAUAGUAAGAAAACAAAACAUAACCAAGAAAAGUAAAUUCGGUUUUUGUUAAUUUUUAAUUAAAAAUGAAUUUGCGAAUAGGAUAAAACAAUUUUUUUUUCAAUAAUCAUUAUUAUUAUACUAUAUUUAUUUUAAACUAUUUUUAAUUUUUAUGAAUAGUUUUUUUAUAUUUUUUGUUAAUUAUGUAUGUCUGAGACAACAACAAAAAAAAAAACAAUCAUGAAAAGAUUUUUGUUUUUAAGAAAAUAGAGAAUAUUUAUUCCCAUUAAGUCCCUUUACACAAAAAGCAAAUCGAUUCUUUGGCGCAAAUGCUUUAAAAGAUCCCUUUGACUUGACCUGGACCAGAGGAUACUGUUGGCAAUGUUUGGUGUUUUCUCUCUCUCUGUUGUUUUUCUUUUAUUUGAUUUUUUUUUUAUAAAAUAUCAGACAUCUUCCAGAGUUUAUUGCAGA
Molecule: messenger RNA, 4446 nt
Organism: Stomoxys calcitrans (stable fly)
Lineage: Eukaryota; Metazoa; Arthropoda; Insecta; Diptera; Muscidae
Gene: RanBPM
Product: ran-binding protein 10
Exons: 14
Coding region: 385-3594 (1069 amino acids)
Biological process (GO): cell surface receptor signaling pathway; cytoskeleton organization
Cellular component (GO): cytoplasm
Molecular function (GO): protein binding
Source: RefSeq, a predicted model, not a curated record